AAAAAAUAAUAUAAGAAGAGAUAGAAACAGUUAAAAGUUGAAAAUCAACCUGUGCGUCUGAGUCCAAAACUGAAUACUGUUCCUGAUCAUCCAUGUUUUCUACUACUAACCCAGCUAACCCAUACAGCCGCUAGAAAGUGCACUUCUGUCAGAUGUAAAAAAGUGAAAAGUAACGGUGACCUAAUAGCAAUAGGCCUGCAUGCUCAACUUGAUCACUGGAAAUAAAUAUUUUGUGUAUUAAUUUUUCUAAAUUUUUUCCGGUUCAUUGUACAGUUCCAGAAUAAUAAUUUAAGCGUAGCUCGCCAAAUAAUGAAGCAGUAGUGUGUAUAGUGAAACAGAUUUAUUGUUUGGGGAACAAACAGUAGCACCUAUAUAAAACAUGUAUAGAUAUACAACAUCUACUUUAGUAUGGUUAGCUACAAUAUUUAUAGCAGUAUUAUCAGAGGACCCAUUUUCGUGUCCAGCUAAUUGGGAACUGAAAGGAACAAACUGUUUCAAAUAUUUUAGUGUAAAGCAUUCAUGGGAAAAAUCUGCCGAAUUGUGUAAAAGAUACGGUGCUGAGCUUGCCACGAUUCAAUCGUUCGAAGAAAAUGAAGCAACCAGAGAAAUUGCCCUUUUCGGAGAAUCUAGAGGAAGGACUGCCAACAUGUAUUGGUUAGGCUUAGCUACAUUAGAUGAUUUAAGAACGAAUACGUUAGAGUCGACAACAGGCGGACUGGUCUCACAAUAUUCCGGUUUCUGGUCGCUUAAGCAACCGGAUCCAGAAGCAGGUGAAUGUGUUGCGGCUUCCAAUGAACAUAAUAUGCAGUCCUGGAAAUUAGAAAGAUGCGAAAAUUUACUGCCAUUUAUGUGCGAAAGGCCAGCCUGUCCACAAAAUUCGGUUCAAUGUUCAAAUGGUGCUUGCAUCAAUCAAGCUUUCAAAUGUGAUGGUAACAAUGACUGCGGUGAUGGCAGUGAUGAGCUAGACUGCCCAAAUGUAUGUCAAUUCCACAUGCAAUCUGGAGGCGAUGUUAUCGAAACUCCCAGUUUUCCACAAAAAUAUCCAGCAUUAAGUAGCUGUAAAUGGACCUUAGAAGGGCCCCAAGGAACAAAUAUCAUCCUACAAUUCCAAGAAUUUGAUACCGAAAAAAAUUUUGAUUUGGUACAGAUACUUGUUGGUGGUAGGACUGAAGAUAAAGCCAUAUCGUUAGCUACGCUAUCAGGAAAAAAUGACUUAAGUAAUAAACCUUUCAUCACCGCGUCUAACUUUAUGAUAAUAAAAUUCAUAUCAGAUGGAAGUGUGGAAAGAAAGGGAUUCAGAGCCACUUGGAAAACUGAACAUCAGACGUGCGGUGGAACAUUGCAAGCAACUACACAGAGUCAAACGUUGAAUAGUCCUGGUUAUCCUAAGAGUUAUCCAGGUGGCUUAGAAUGUCUAUAUAUUAUUCAAGCACAGAAUGGGCGCUUGAUUUCAAUGCAAAUCGAUGAUAUGCAACUAAAUGACGGAAUUGACUAUAUUCUCAUCCGCGAUGGAGACAAUGCUCAUAGUAAACCAGUAGCUCAAUUAACUGGAAAUACAAUAGACGAUCGAAAUAAGGUUAUGAUUUCAACCAGUAAUAAAUUUUACAUUUAUUUCAAAACGGCCUUAGGCGGUUCGAAAAAAGGAUUCAGUAUAAAAUAUGUGCAAGGUUGUGCAGCCACUAUAACAAGUUUGAAUGGAACCGUUAAUUCUCCGGCUUAUGACUUAAGCAAUUACCCAAAUAAUCAAGACUGUUUCUUUAAAAUAAUUAACCCAAUGGGUGGGCCACUUUCUUUACGAUUCAAAUAUUUCAAUGUGCAUAAAAGUGAUAAAGUGCAGAUCUUCGAUGGCUCAUCAACAUCAGGAUUACGCCUACAUCCAGCAGAAGGUUUCUCAGGUAGUAUUCUACCAAAGAUUACACUUACGGCAUCUUCUGGUAAUAUAUUAAUCAAAUUCGUAACCGACGCUUUACACAGCAGUAAAGGAUGGCUAGGUGAGUUCUCAGCAGAUUGCCCUGAAUUAAAACCUGGCAUAGGGGCUUUAGCUUCAAGUCGAGACACUGCUUUUGGUACAGAUAUAACAUUCACAUGCCUAACAGGACAAGAAUUUGCAACAGGGAAAAACAAAAUUGUGACAACCUGUCUACCUGGAGGAACUUGGAGUAUCGACUACAUUCCAAAGUGUCAAGAGGUGUACUGUGGUCCAGUUCCUCAGAUUGAUAAUGGAUUUUCAAUUGGUUCAACAAAUGUCACGUAUCGCGGUAAUGCAAUGUAUCAAUGUUAUGCCGGUUUUGCAUUUGCAUCGAAUGAAGCGAUCGAAAAAAUUUCUUGUUUGGCUGAUGGAAAUUGGGAGCGAAAACCAUCUUGUCUUGCCUCACAAUGUCAACUACUACCCGAGGUAUUGCAUGCCAAUGUAACUGUUCUUAAUGGAGGAGGUAGGAGUUAUGGCACAAUUAUAGACUAUGUAUGUGAUCCAGGAUACCAGAGAAAGGGGCAACCUAUUUUAAUUUGUAUGUCCAACGGUACUUGGAGUAGUUCUGUUCCUACAUGCUCACGAAAACGAUGUCAUAGAUUUCCAAAUAUAGAAAAUGGUUUUUUUGUGGAUCAUAGUCGGCAUUAUUUCUUUGGUGAUGAAGCUCGAAUUCAGUGUUACAAAGGUUACAAACAAAUUGGUUCCAACAUUGUUAAGUGCAAUGCAAAUCAGCAGUUCGAAGAACUACCAACAUGCGAAGACAUCAAUGAGUGCGCAACAUCGCCUUGUGAUUUAGCAUCCACAGAAUGCGUGAAUACGCCUGGAUCAUUUCACUGUCAGUGUAAGGCAGGAUUUUCACCAUCUUCAGAGUGUCGACCAGUUGGUGACUUAGGACUUGCCGUAGGGGGAAUAGCAGAUAAUAGCAUAACGUCAUCUUCAACCGAAGAUGGCUACGAUAAAGCGAUGCUGAGACUAAACUCUGCUGGAUGGUGUGGUAACUCAAUAGAACCGGGCGCAAAUUGGGUAAUGAUCGAUUUUAAAGCUCCCACUAUUAUUAGAGGUUUUCGAACAAUGUCUGUACAGAGAUUCGAUGGCAGUUUAGCUUUCACCUCUGCAAUCAGAAUCCAAUAUACAAAUGAUUUAACCGACAUAUUUAAAGACUAUGCCAAUCCUGAUGGAACUGCCGUUGAAUUCCGAAUUCUAGAGCCAACGUUAUCUAUCCUCAACUUACCAAUUCCGAUAGAGACACGUUAUAUCCGUUUUCGAAUACAAGACUUUAUGGUUGCUCCCUGUCUCAAACUGGAAAUAAUGGGUUGCACUCGAAUAGACUGUGUUGAUAUCAAUGAAUGUGCUGACAAAAAUGGUGGUUGCCGUCAAAAAUGUAUUAACUCUCCCGGAUCAUAUUCUUGUGCCUGUAAUACUGGAUAUGAACUAUUUGCAAAAAAUGGAACUGCUGGAUUUUUCAUUGAAAACUAUGAAUCCGGUCAACGCGAUGGAGAUGUAAUCCAGCGCAAUAAAUCGUGUGUACCUGUGAUGUGCCCCGCCUUGAACGCUCCUGAACAUGGAAAGCUUUUGACUGAUAAAGUAGACUAUCAUCUUGGAGAUGUUGUACAAUUUCAAUGUGAUUUUGGAUAUGUAAUAUCUGGAAGCACUAGUUUGCUUUGUAUGUCAACCGGAGAAUGGAAUGCCACUAUUCCAGAAUGCAUAUAUGCUAAAUGUGUUUCGCUUCCGGACGACAAAAACGAAGGACUAGUAGUAGUUCGUCAAGAGAAAGAUAGUAUUUUGAUUCCUUUCCGAGAGAAUGUAACCCUCACUUGUAACUCACCUGGUCGUAAACUUAGAAAUGCAAUAUCAGCUAAUUUUAGACAGUGUGUAUUUGACCCUAAACCGGGAUAUCCUGAUUAUUGGCUUUCUGGUGCUACUCCGUCAUGCCAACGAAUUGACUGUGGUGAGCCAAUGCCAACACCUGGAGCAGAAUAUGGACAACGAAGCGAUACAAAAUUCCAGAGUUCUUUCUUUUUCGGCUGUCAGAAUACGUUCAAGCUAGCAGGACAAAGUGCUAAAAAUGAUAAUGUUGUCCGUUGUACAGAUGAAGGUAUUUGGGAUUUUGGAGAUUUACGGUGCGAAGGACCGGUAUGUGAGGAUCCUGGAAGACCCAAUGAUGGAUAUCAAAUUGCAAAGAGCUACGAGCAGGGUUCAGAAGUUUUCUUCGGUUGCUCUAGGCCGGGCUAUAUAUUAAUAAAUCCCAGGCCAAUCUCGUGUAUUAGAGAACCAGAAUGUAAAGUCAUAAAACCGCUAGGAUUAUCAUCAGGCCGUAUUCCUGACAGUGCAAUUAAUGCGACCUCAGAAAGGCCAAAUUACGAGGCCAAAAACAUAAGAUUGAGCUCAGUUACCGGAUGGUGUGGAAGACAAGAAGCAUUCACAUACGUCAGUGUUGAUUUAGGAAAAGUAAACCGUAUAAAGGCUAUCCUUGUAAAAGGUGUAGUAACUAACGAUAUCGUUGGGCGACCUACGGAAAUACGAUUUUUCUACAAACAGUCGGAGAAUGAAAACUAUGUUGUUUACUUUCCCAAUUUUAAUUUAACAAUGCGCGAUCCCGGAAAUUACGGAGAACUAGCAAUGAUAACUUUACCUAAGUACGUUCAAGCACGCUUUGUAAUUCUUGGCAUAGUAAGCUAUAUGGAUAACGCAUGCCUUAAAUUUGAAUUGAUGGGAUGUGAUGAACCAGCCGCAGAAUCUUUGUUGGGGUACGAUUACGGAUAUUCACCUUGCGUGGACAACGAACCCCCAGUUUUUCAAAAUUGUCCUCAACAACCUAUUAUUGUGAAACGUGACUCAAAAGGUGCAAUUUUGCCUGUAAAUUUCACAGAACCCAUGGCAGUUGAUAACUCUGGAUCGAUAGCAAGACUGGAAGUAAAACCACAAAGUUUUAAAACCCCUUCGUACAUUUUUCAGGACACAAUUGUUAAAUACGUUGCAUUUGACUAUGAUGGAAAUGUGGCUAUUUGUGAAAUAAAUAUUACAGUUCCCGAUAUUACACCUCCAUCUUUAAGUUGUCCGCAGAGCUUUGUUAUUGAAUUGCUUGAUAAACAAGAUAACUAUUUCGUACAAUUUAACGAAACCAGAAAACGAAUUAAGGUAUCCGAUAACUCAGGAGAAGUUUCAAUUGAAUACAUUCCUCCAAGCGCCACCAUUCAAAUAGGGGCAUUCGAAAAUGUAACUGUCAUCGCUACUGAUCGUUAUAAUAAUAAAGCCAUGUGCCAUUUCCAAGUGGCCGUACAAGCAACACAAUGCGUUGAUUGGGAUCUGCUUCCUCCCAGCAACGGUGAAAUAAAAUGUAAAUCAAGCGACAAUGGAGUUGACUGCAUUGCUUCUUGUAAACCAGGUUACAGAUUUACAGAUACGGAUGUUGUUAAAAAAUUUUCAUGCGAAACAAAGCGUCUCUGGAAACCAUCUUCUAUAGUUCCUGACUGUGUCUCCGAAAAUACUCAACAAGCAGAUUAUCAUGUUACAGCAACCACGAUAUAUAGAGCAAAUGGAGCCGUAGCUGAAACUUGCCUACCACAAUAUCAAGAACUGCUAGAAAAAUACUAUCCAAAUUUAAAUAACAUAUUAUCUCAGCGCUGUUCCGCAGUUAAUGUAAAUAUGAAUGUAUCAUUUAUAAAAUCUAUACCUAAGCUUCUCGAAGAAAAUAUGAUACAGAUUGAUUUUAUUUUGUCAAUUAUCCCUGCCAUAAAACAACCACAAUUGUAUGAUCUCUGUGGAUCGACGCUUCAUUUGAUAUUUGAUUUAAGUGUUCCAUAUGCCAGUGCUGUUAUUGAACCAAUAUCAAAUGUAUCCGCAAUUGGAAAUUUAUGUCCUCCACUACGAGCAUUGAAGAGUUCUAUCGCUCGUGGUUUCACCUGUUCUGCAGGAGAAGUUCUAAACAUGGAUACAAAUGAUGUACCACGAUGUCUCCACUGUUCAGCUGGAACAUAUGCCGGUGAGAACCAAAAAACAUGUACACCAUGCAUGAAAGGUUACUAUCAAAAUAGAGGACGUCAAGAAUCCUGCCUAAAAUGCCCCCCGGGAACAUAUACCAAAGAGGAUGGAUCAAAAAGUAUUAAAGCUUGCAUUCCAGUCUGCGGCUAUGGAACCUACUCACCCACUGGAUUGGUGCCUUGUUUAGAAUGCCCAAUAAAUUCCUUUUCCAGUAAUCCACCAACGAGUGGAUUUAAAGACUGUCAGGCAUGUCCCCUUAACACGUUUACCUUCUAUCCUGCUGCACAGUCCUUAGAACAAUGUAGAAGUAAAUGUCCGCCAGGACAAUAUUCGGCAACAGGACUUGCACCUUGUUCGCCUUGCCCAAAAAAUUUCUAUCAAAAUCUAGAAGGAACGCUGACUUGCAAUGAAUGUCCCACGGGUAUGAAAACUGAUGGCACAGGAGCUAUUGGACGAGAAGAAUGUAAAGCGGUUAUGUGUACCGAAAAUUCGUGCCAACACGGGGGCUUAUGCGUUCCCAUGGGUCAUGAAGUGCAGUGUUUCUGUCCCGCUGGAUUUUCAGGUAGGAGAUGCGAGAUUGAUAUCGAUGAAUGCGCAUCACAACCUUGCUAUAAUGGAGGCACAUGCAAAGAUUUACCUCAAGGCUAUAAAUGUAUCUGUUCUCAAGGUUAUACCGGUAUCAACUGUCAAGAAGAAAAAAGUGAUUGUGGUAAUGACACAUGUCCAUCACGAGCAAUGUGUAAAGAUGAACCAGGUUAUAAUAAUUACACUUGUCUUUGCCGUAGUGGAUAUACUGGCAAUGAAUGCGACAUCACGAUCGAUCCAUGUACUGCAAAUGGUAAUCCAUGCAAGAACGAUGCUACGUGUAUUGCUCUUCAGCAAGGUCGUUUCCAAUGUCAAUGUCUGCCUGGUUGGGAAGGCCAGUUAUGUGAAAUUAAUACCGACGAUUGUGCGGAAGCACCUUGUCUUCUAGGAGCAAACUGCACUGAUCUAGUCAACGAUUUCAUUUGUAACUGUCCGAAUGGAUUUUCAGGGAAAAGAUGUCAAGAGAAGCUAGAUCUAUGUUUAUCUGAACCAUGCCACCAUGGAUUAUGUGUUGACCGCUUUUUCUAUCACGAGUGUGUGUGCUUACCCGGCUGGACUGGUGAGUCAUGUAAUAUAAAUAUAAAUGAAUGUGCGAGUGAUCCAUGUCAAAAUAAUGGAGAUUGCCUUGAUAUGAUAGCUAGUUAUCAGUGCAGUUGCGAACCUGGGUAUACCGGAAGAAAUUGCCAACAUUUCAUUGACGACUGUGCCAGUGAACCAUGUCAAAACGGAGCCACAUGUGUUGAUCAAUUAGACGGUUUUCAUUGUAAGUGUAGACCAGGAUUCGUUGGCUUGCAAUGUGAAACUGAAAUUGAUGAAUGCUUGAGUGAUCCCUGUAACCCAACAGGAACUGAUCGAUGUGUAGAUAAGGAUAAUACAUUCCUUUGCUCAUGUAGGGAAGGUUUUACCGGAGAGUUUUGCGAAACAGAUAUCGACGAUUGUGAAACCGAUCCUUGUUUGAAUGGAGGAACAUGUCGAGAUAGGGUGGGUAUUUACGAAUGUGAAUGCCCACCGGGUUGGAAUGGUUACCAAUGUGAACAACUAAUCACAACCUGCGACUCUUCUUAUCCAUGUAAAAACGAUGCCCACUGCAUUGAUUUAUUUGAAGAUUACUUCUGUGUUUGUCCCAGUGGAACUGAUGGAAAACAAUGCGAGACGGCGCCAAAUAGGUGUAUUGGAAACCCAUGUAUGAAUGGAGGCCAGUGUAAAGAUUAUGGCUCUGGACUAAACUGUUCUUGCUCGCCAGACUAUACUGGUGUUGGCUGCCAGUACGAAUAUGAUGCAUGUGAUGCUAAAAUUUGUAAAAAUGGAGCAAAAUGUGUUGAUCAUGGCUAUGGUUACAAAUGUGUUUGUCAACCCGGAUACACUGGAGCUAAUUGUGAUCAAGAUAUAGUUGAUUGCAAAGACAACUCUUGUCCUCCAGGAGCUACAUGCAUUGAUUUAACAGAAGGAUUCUACUGUCAGUGCCCGUUCAAUUUGACUGGAGAUGAUUGUCGAAAAACGAUUCAAGUAGAUUAUGAUUUAUACUUCAGUGAUCCCUCCCGAUCAUCAGCAGCUCAAGUUGUGCCAUUCUAUACUGGAUCUCCAGAUAGUUUUACGUUUGCAUUGUGGGUGCAGUUCGGACAAAAAGAUGAUACUGGAAUAUUCGCCUCCGUUUAUGCUACCAACUCUUCGCAUAACAUUUUGAACAGACGCAUCAUAUUACAAGCGCAUUCCAGUGGAGUACAGGUUUCGUUAUUCCCAGAUAUACAAGAUGCUUUCUUAGCAUUUAGAGAAUACACUACAAUCAAUGAUGGUCAAUGGCACCACGUUGCUAUUGUUUGGGAUGGUAAAACUGGACAGUUACAAUUAAUUACAGAAGGUUUAAUCGCAGGCCGUACAGAAUAUGGCACAGGACGCCUAUUUCCAACAUAUGCGUGGGUCGUGUUAGGUCGACCAGCGGUCUUAUCUAACAAUACUGACACUGACAAAUAUAACGACGCUGGAUUUCAAGGUAGAAUUACCAAAGCUCAAAUGUGGAGCAGAGCGCUGGAUGUAACAUCUGAGAUUCAAAAGCAAGUUAGAGAUUGUAGGAGUGAACCUGUUUUGUAUCGAAAUUUAAUUCUCAACUGGGCAGGAUAUGAAGACAGUACCGGAGGUAUCGAGCGUUCAGUACCAUCUACCUGCGGGAAAAAAAAAUGUAAGCCCGGUUACACAGGUUCUCAAUGUAACCAGUUAGAAAACGACAGAGAGCCACCAAAAGUUCAAUACUGCCCGGAAGAUUUAUGGAUCAUAGCUAAAAAUGGAUCAUCAAUUGUUAAUUGGGAUGAACCACAUUUUAACGAUAAUGUUAGAGUAACAAAAAUUAUUGAACGGAACGGGAGACGUCCUGGACAAAGCUUUUUAUGGGGAAGCUAUGAGAUUACCUAUAUUGCUUAUGAUGCUACUGGAAAUACCGCUAGUUGCAGCUUCGCAAUUACUUUAUCGGCAAAUUUCUGCCCACCAUUGUCUGAUCCGAUUGGAGGGACACAGCACUGUAAGGAUUGGGGCUCUGGUGGUCACUUUAAAGUAUGUUCAAUUUCAUGCAAUCCGGGCAUGAAAUUCUCGGAAACUGUUCCAGAAUUCUACACAUGCGGCGUCGAAGGAUUUUGGAGACCAACUAAAGAUCCAACAAGGCCGCUUGUUUACCCGUCCUGUUCCCCAGCUAGACCAGCGCAAAGAAUUAUGAAAAUAAAGAUGCUCUUCCCGUCCGACGUAUUAUGUAAUGAAGCAGGACAAGGUGUUUUAAGACAAAAAGUUAAGAACGCAAUCAACUCGUUGAACAGAGAUUGGAAUUUCUGCAGUUUCUCUAACGAAGGAUCUCGUGAAUGCAAAGAGUUAACUGUUGAUGUGAAAUGUGACCACCACUAUCAUACUAAUGACAUAGUGAAGCGACAGAUUUCAAAGCACGAUUUAAGCAGUUAUGCUAUAAAUGUGGAAAUCCCAAUUAAAAGUAAUCCAGUACAGCAUUCCUCAAGUGGAGAAAGAUCUGAUAUUCGUUCUUUGCUAGAAAAACUUAUUCUUGAGGAUGAGCAAUUUGAUGUUCAGGAUAUAUUACCCAAUACAUUCGCCGAUGCUGCAUCGUUGACAAUUUCAUCAGACUAUGCAUGCCCUGUUGGUCAGGUAGUGGUGGUUCCAGAUUGUGUUCCAUGCGCUGUAGGCACAUACUUUAACACAACAAGCAAGAUCUGUAAUGCCUGUCCAAAGGGGUCGUAUCAAUCAGAAAUUGGUCAACUUCAAUGUAAAAGCUGUCCAAAUAUUGCUGGCCGGACUGGAGUGACAUCUAUAACCGGCGCACGGUCAGCCGCAGAGUGUAAAGAACGUUGCCCGACAGGAAAAUAUCUGGAUAUUGAUACAGGGCUCUGUCAACCGUGUGGUUAUGGCUUCUACCAACCGAAUGAAGGUUCUUUUAGUUGUGAGAUUUGCGGUCUAGGACAAACUACAAGAAUAGAAGAGUCAACUUCAAGAUCCGAGUGCCGAGACGAAUGCAAAUCCGGCAUGCAGCUCGGUGUCGAUGGAAAGUGUGAGUCCUGCACUAGGGGUACUUACAGGACACAGGGAGUACAUCCAGCAUGUGCUGCUUGCCCAAUUGGACGAACAACACCUCGGGUGGGGGCGUCUAGUAUUGAGGAAUGUUCGUUACCGGUAUGCGCACCGGGAACAUACCUUAAUGGAACAGUAAAUGUAUGUGUAGAAUGCGGGAAAGGUUUCUACCAGCCAGAACAGCAACAAACAUUCUGCUUACAGUGUCCACCAAAUCAUAGUACGAGAACGACAGCCGCAACCAGCAAAGCCGAGUGUACAAAUCCGUGUGCGAAUGUGUCAGAAGGGCAGCAGCAUUGCGAUCCAAAUGCUUUUUGUAUAUUAAUGCCAGAUUCCUUCGAUUUCAAAUGCGAAUGUAAAGCAGGAUAUAAUGGCACUGGAAUGCUAUGUACAGAUGUGUGCGAAGGAUUUUGCGAGAACGCAGGACAGUGCGUAAAGGAUAUCAAAGGAGUACCAUCAUGUAGAUGCAAGGGAUCAUUCACCGGCACCAAGUGUACCGAAAGAUCAGAGUUUGCCUAUAUCGCUGGUGGAAUCGCAGCAACGGUCAUUUUUACUAUUUUAAUUGUGCUUUUGAUUUGGAUGAUUUGUGCCCGGGCCAAUAAACGACGAGAUCCUAAAAAAAUACUAUCUCCAGCAGCUGAUCAAACAGGAUCCCAAGUAAAUUUUUAUUAUGGAGCUCACACGCCAUAUGCAGAAAGUAUUGCUCCAUCUCACCACAGCACUUACGCACAUUAUUAUGACGACGAAGAAGAUGGAUGGGAAAUGCCAAAUUUUUAUAACGAAAGUUAUAUGAAAGAAGGCCUGCAUGGUACAAAUGGAAAACUUAACUCUCUGGCACGGUCGAAUGCCUCUUUAUAUGGAACAAAAGAGGAUCUGUAUGAUAGAUUAAAGAGACAUGCUUACACAGGCAAAAAAGAAAAAAGCGACAGUGACAGCGAAGGAAACUAGUUUUUCGGUCGACAGAGGUGUUGUUACUCAUUGAAACAUAUCAGUACCAAGAUGAUGGUUGCCAUCCGUAAAGUCUUCGUCUACGCAAUACUCAAUCAUUCAGUUUAUUAUACGGAGAUAAUAUUAAAACGUUUUCUGCAGAUAGAAUCAUUAAGAGUAAUAUUUCGAAAUUACGUGCAACAAUACAACAAGAUUACCUUGUGGUCUAGGUAUGAUAAGACUCCUAUAGGCCUUUUGUUAUGUUUUGAAGCGCUAUUGUCAACAACAUUUUAAUUAAUUUAGGCUUAAUUAGCAACUCUAAUAAAAAUGAUA
This is a messenger RNA of Sabethes cyaneus, 11353 nucleotides long. RefSeq names its product sushi, von Willebrand factor type A, EGF and pentraxin domain-containing protein 1 (gene uif). Gene Ontology annotation, molecular function: Notch binding; calcium ion binding. NCBI's taxonomy places the organism in Eukaryota, Metazoa, Arthropoda, Insecta, Diptera, Culicidae. The coding region runs from base 380 to 11041 and encodes 3553 amino acids. Gene Ontology annotation, biological process: Notch signaling pathway. The record is from RefSeq and is a predicted model, not a curated record. The transcript has 22 exons.